GAAGUAACCGAGGGCUGUCAGCUGAUUCCGGUUGGAGUCAUGUGAUAUUUUGGUCCGACUGAGCGGAGCAGACACAGACCGUCAGGACGCGUUUCCACGAUGGACCUGAGAGGAGCAGCUCCCGCUUUGUGGUUCUUAUUUUCCGUCGUGCUCAGUAAAGGCCUCCCCGCUGCUCCUCAAGGCGAAGAAGCGUGGAACUAUGUGGAAGUGAGAGACGGGGCCCACAUGUUCUGGUGGCUGUACUACGUUGACGGCCAGUCUGCAGCCAACGACCGACCUCUGAUCAUGUGGCUGCAGGGAGGACCGGGAGGAUCCGGAACUGGCUUCGGCAACUUUGAGGAGAUCGGACCUUUAAACAGGAACCUAGAGCCCAGAAAGACAAACUGGGUUCAGGCAGCCAGUGUUUUAUUUGUGGACAACCCGGUGGGAACUGGCUUCAGCUACACUGACAGGCCUGAUGCCUACGCCACCAACGUUGCCACGGUGGCCUCGGACAUGCUGGUGCUGCUCAAACACUUCUUCACAGAGAGACCUGAGUUUCAGAGCGUCCCGUUUUACAUCUUCUCUGAGUCGUACGGAGGCAAGAUGGCAGCGGCCAUCUCCCUGGAGCUCACCAAGGCCGCAGCCAAAGGGGCUGUGAAGUGCAGGUUUGCUGGGGUGGCACUGGGAGACUCAUGGAUUUCCCCUCUGGACUCCGUGAUGACGUGGGGCCCGUACCUCUACACUACUUCGCUGCUGGAUGAUUAUGGGCUGUCGGACGUCAAAAAGGCAGCGGAGGCCGUGAAGCAAGCGGUGGAACAGGAGCAGUUUAAGAAAGCAACGGAGCUGUGGUCCGUGACUGAGACUGUGGUGGAGCAGAACACCAACGGCGUGAACUUCUACAACAUACUGACCCAGGACCCGUCUGAGAGGCGCCUCCAUUCAGCCGCAGAGAGCUACAUUGCUCGGCAGGUGCGGCGCCACAUCGCUCCCCUCCACGGCCAGUCGCUGAGCGAGCUGAUGAACGGAGACAUCAGGAAGAAGCUGGGCAUCAUCCCCGAGAACGUGACGUGGGGAGGUCAGGCUGAGGAGGUUUUCAGCUACAUGGCAGAGGACUUCAUGAAGCCAGUGGUGAACGUGGUGGACCAGCUGCUGACGGCUGGAGUCAACGUCACCGUGUACAACGGCCAGCUGGACCUCAUAGUGGACACCUUGGGCCAGGAGCUGUGGGUGAAGCGGCUGAAGUGGGACGGCCUGCCGGGUUUCAACACGCUCAGGUGGACUCCUCUGGACGAUCCCGCCGCCGCGGGCGUCACCGGCGCUUUCUACAAGAACUACAAGAACUUUGCUUUCUAUUGGAUUCUCAAAGCAGGUCAUAUGAUCCCCUCAGACCAGGGGCCUAUGGCUCUACAGAUGAUGAAGAUGAUCACCCAGCAGGUCUGAACCUUCACCCCAACGCUAGCUGGCUUGGCUUUGACAAUCACAAUCAUCACAUGACCUUUUUUUUAAUAAUUUCACUUUCUGCUAAAUGACGUGGAAGCACUGACACCAAUAAAGAGCUUUUUUUAACCGUU
This is a messenger RNA of Betta splendens (Siamese fighting fish), 1553 nucleotides long. It is a transcript of the gene scpep1, whose product is annotated as serine carboxypeptidase 1. The coding region runs from base 100 to 1422 and encodes 440 amino acids. The record is from RefSeq and is a predicted model, not a curated record. Gene Ontology annotation, molecular function: serine-type carboxypeptidase activity. Gene Ontology annotation, biological process: proteolysis. The transcript is spliced from 13 exons. NCBI's taxonomy places the organism in Eukaryota, Metazoa, Chordata, Actinopteri, Anabantiformes, Osphronemidae.